Messenger RNA from Priceomyces carsonii, 2802 nucleotides. Its product is annotated as tetratricopeptide repeat-containing protein. The transcript has a single exon. The record is from RefSeq and is a predicted model, not a curated record. Lineage: Eukaryota; Fungi; Ascomycota; Pichiomycetes; Serinales; Debaryomycetaceae. The coding region runs from base 1 to 2802 and encodes 933 amino acids. Gene Ontology annotation, molecular function: protein binding.
AUGGUCGAUACUCAAUUAGGAGGUCUUCUAUCACAACUCAUAUUAUCUGUGCCUAUUGAAGGUUUUUCGGUUGGAAGCGAACUUUCUGACGAGACUCUCAUUAAUUCAGUAAAGUUAAUAUUAAAAGGCGAAUCCGCAAAGCUCAUUGGAAAUGAAAAUUACGGACCAUUGUUAUUUGGAGAGGAUUUGAAAAGCAUCUUGAAUACGUAUCCGCAACAUGACUUGGUCACAGUACUCAGAAGAUAUGUGAAUGGACUUUUUGAGUGCUUUCAUGGUGAAUAUCGAGGAACAGAGGCGACUUUACAUUUGCAGUUGAUAGCGAUUGCAUUCUUGAAUACAUUCAUACAAGUCAACUUUACAGGUCCAGGUAUUGAUUUCGAUUCAUCUGACAUAAUGUUUCCUGGGAUAAAUAAAGAAUUGUUGCAGAUUGAUACAGUGAGGCUAUUGAAUCUUGAAGGUCAGCUGGCAUACGAUUUAAUGACUGACCCAUUAUUCAUGGUUCUUGCAAGUAUCAUUUUUGAAAAAUUGAUGGGCUUAGAAGAUAAGAUAUCGUUUGUCGAUAAAGAUAAGACUGUUUCUAUCGAAUUGAUAGUCAUGUCAACAGAAAACAUAAUGAAGGAAGUCCCACUUACUCCACUAUUUGCUUCUUUGCAAUGGUGGAGGGCAAGGUUGCUACAAGUUCAUAUGUGCAUCGUAUCUGAACCUCCCGCUGUUCUUUCGACGGUGACUUCUUUGUUGUUGAAUCCUGCCGUUCCUGCAACGCUAGGAAAAGACCUUAAUUCACAGUUGCUGAACGAUCUUCGGGCCUUUUUCUUUUUAGAAAGCGCCAGAAAUGGUAUUCACAGUAGGACGGAGAAUCUCUCGAUUCCCUUCUUGCUAGAGGCUCAGAAAAUUUCACGCUUGCAAUUGAUUCUUUCUGGGGCAAGAGCCAAAAGAACCAAGUUUCAGACAUUUUUUACUACAUCCUUGAUUGUUUUAGCCAAGAGCAAUAAUUUGUGCUUUGCAAGUCAAGAUAAUAAAUUAGAGGCUCCGGAACAUAUAGCGUUGGAUUCUGAAUUGUUACUCGAAAAGCCUGAAUUUGAGUCUUUAAAUGACUUUGAAAUUGAAGGCUCCCAGAAUAUAAAGAGGACUAAGAUUGACCAGGAGUUUGAAAGCAAUUUAGACAAUCGUUCUUUACUUCCAAUUGCAUUUAAGCAGGAUGAUAUACCUGUGUCACUCAAAACGUUGGAUCCUAACAACCAACCACCUUUGAGCGAUAUAGACAAUGUUCAAUUAUUAUUGAGGCUAACAACUUUAAAACAGACAUCACCAUCUAACGAUCCAUUGGUGGAAGAGGAACUUCAGGCAUUGGUGGGCAGAAUUGUAUAUUCGCCUUCUUCCAGUGUCAACUGGUCUAUUUUCUCUAGGGCUUUAUGGGAAAGAUCUGUUUUGGAAACAAACAAGGCAAAAACGAUCGAAAGAGGUAUUUUGCAGAUGACAUCUUUAGUUGAAGAAGUAGAUUUGAAGAUCAAGACCAAAAUAAUCCCUAAGUCAAAUGAAAAAGAAGAAUCGCAUGUAUCUUCGAGGCUUAAAUAUAUUCACUUGUUACCCUUAAUGCCUCAAUGGUCAAUGGAUAAGGCUUUAGCAGAAAGGUACAUGUCUAUUGGAGCAUUGAAAUCGGCAAUUGAAAUUUAUGAAAGAUUAAAUUUUAUAUGUGAAGCUGCCCUAUGUUACGCAGCAACAGAACGUGAGUCAAAGGCUGAAACAAUGUUGAUAGAAAGAAUCAAAAGACACCCAGAGGAUGCUCGUGCAAUUUCAAUCCUAGGCGAUAUAAAGCAAGAUCCAAAUCUCUGGCUUAAAGCUUGGGAAAUAGGCAGAUAUUCGAAAGCAAAAGCUUCGCUAGCACAUUACUUUUACAGUCCACCACAGUCUUCAGGAUUGACAAAGAAUCUUGAGCUUGCAAUUAAUAAUAUGCAUGACUGCCUAACGGCUAGUCCUUUAAAUUAUGAUAAUUGGUUCUUUUAUGGUUGUUGUGGAUUAGAGUCCGGUCAGUUCGAAUUAGCAUCUGAAGCUUUUACCAGAUGCGUAGCUAUAGACGAUUCUAAUUCAUAUGCAUGGUCGAACUUGGCAAGUUCUCUUCUAAAGUUAGAAAAGAUAAAGCCUGCUUUCAAUGCUUUGAAGAAUGCAGUAAGGAACGCCUCCGAAUCCGGCAAGUCGUGGAGAAUCCUUGAAAACUACCUAAACGUAGCAGCCAAGUUAAACGAGUGGAAUGAUGUAUUGAUUGCUGUGAGAGAGUUGAUUAACAUGAAAGGUGGUAGUGAAGGAGAGGCAUCAAUAGAUAUACCAAUAAUCGAGAGGCUCGUGGAUAUUUUGGUAGCAACUGACUAUCCCCAGGAGGGUGAAAGAAUGACUCACUUUCAGAGUUCAUGUGUGGAUCUAGUCUGCAACUUAAUGCCGUCUAUAAUCACAUCUUCCGCAAGAUCUUGGAGAAUAGUCUCGAGGGUUGAAUUGUGGAGAAAAAAGCCAUGGAAUGCUCUAGAGUGUCAUGAAAAGGCAUACAGAGCAGUUUUGAACAAUCCCCUGUUAGAUACGGUUGAAUCAGUAUGGAACGAAGCGGUUGAAGCCUGUUCAGAUCUUGUUGCUGCAUAUGAGUCAUUAGGAGAACUUCCUGGAAAGCACAACGCUGGUGAUCUUAUUUGUAAGGACUGGAAAUACAAAGCGAGGACGUCAGUGCGUUCUUUGAUGUCGAAGGGAAAGGUCGCUUGGGAAGAUACUGAUGGCUGGAAUACACUUUCCAAUUUAAAGGAAGAAAUGACUCGUUAG